AUGGACAUCAAUAUCGACAACCACUACACAUCGAAGGUCUACACUUGCGGUACAACGAUAUCAGGCCAUGUCUCAAUCAAUCCGCGCCACGACACAGAAUUUAGCUCAGUUCAGAUCAGCCUCCAGGGAAAAGCAAGUGUCCGCAUCGACGACACAUACUCUUCCAGGCAGACAUCACAGAUUCUCUUGAAAGUCGAUAUGCCGGUGGCGGAAUCGGCAUAUCCCGAAUCAAGAAUAUUCAAAGCCGGAGAGACAUACAAGAUACCGUUUCGAUUCAUCAUUCCCAGCCAACUGACAGAGGCUGCGUGUCAACACGACGUCGAGUCAACGUCGAUACGCGAUUAUCACCUGCGGCUUCCUUCCAGUCUACUAAGUUGGGGCAAGUACGACAUGACUCCCAAGCUCUUGGGCAUUCGGUAUCAUAUCAAAGCAAAAGUUGUGCGAGAGUCUGGUCCGCAAUGCCCCAAGCCGUCUGAAGUUCUCUCAGAGGCUCAAUACGAGAUCAACCUACUUGCAGCAUCUCCAGAGGAACCGCCACUAAGUGUCAACGCACGGGACUCGCAAUAUUGCGUUAUCGAAUCAAAGAAUGUUUCAAAGGCCUUGUUCUCAGGGCCGUUGGGCCGUGUCGCUGCAGCAGCGGCACAGCCGCCUACAAUCCACUUGAGCCGGGACGGACGCACCGCUUGCAGCUCCUCUUUUCAAGCGAACCUUAUCUUUGAACCAUCUGUUACAAGUGUUACUCCGCCGAAAGUAGUUUUGCAGUCGAUCAAAAUUGUUGCGCAAACCUGGUAUUCGACAAAGGUCAUGAACGGCUUGCCCAACAUGGGCUCCCUUCGAGAGCCUUUCAAUAUUUCGGCGCGAGUACUGUGGGAGACUCUGGAAUACGAGUCUUGGAAACCCAAGACGAUUCCCGAUAGUCAAGAUUCUGCAGAGGCGAAGGAAGAAAGCUGGGAUUCGGCACCGCCGACGCCUUAUUCAACGACUUUGCGAGCUGAGUUUCGCCUGCCCACUGAGAAAUACGUUUUCCCGCCGACCUUUCACUCAUGUCUGAUAUCAAGAACGUACGCCUUAAAAAUUAGCCUGAGCGCUGGCGGUACUGAUAUCAGCCUGGUAUUACCCAUUCAAAUUGCCAUGGAAGCAAACGAGCAGCCGACAGCGAGGCUGCAGGAUGCGGAGUUGCCAGUUUGGAGACCAUGA
Messenger RNA from Colletotrichum aenigma, 1197 nucleotides. RefSeq lists its product as uncharacterized. Bases 1 to 1197 code for a protein of 398 amino acids. The transcript has a single exon. The record is from RefSeq and is a predicted model, not a curated record. Lineage: Eukaryota; Fungi; Ascomycota; Sordariomycetes; Glomerellales; Glomerellaceae.